AUGAUCCUGGGAGUAACAGCGUCGAGUUCGCUGUGCGUCACAUGCGCGUCCAGUAUCGUCGCGUCGUCCUACGAUAACAUGGAGCGGCAGCUUAACAUUAGCAAGAGAGUCGCCAUUCUGGCACUCUCGCUCUACGUCGUGGGCUUGGGGCUCGGGCCUAUCUUCAUUGCGCCACUAUCAGAGUUCUUUGGACGUCGGCCCAUUUAUCUGGUUUCCUUCGGAGCUUUCUGCCUUCUAGGGCUUCCCGUCACGUUUGCGAAUAAUGUGGAGGUGCUCUUCAUCUUCCGCUUCAUCACGGGCUUUUGCGGUUCGGCGUUCCUGAGCGUGGCCGGUGGGACAGUGACAGAUCUGUAUCAGCCGCACAACGUCUACCUACCCAUGGCCAUCUACAGUGCUUCACCCUUUGCUGGCCCCGAGCUGGCCCCGCUGUACAGUGGUUUCGCGAAUUACUUCACCAAGUCAUUCCGAUGGUCAUUCGUGGUGAUAGCAAUCUGGUCCGCGAUUCAGUGGGUGCUCAUUCUGAUGUUUUUGCCAGAGACGUACGCGCCAAUGAUCCUCACGCAGCGUGCGCGCGCGCUCCGCAAAGAGACGGGCAAUGAUCUCUGGCGCUCGGAGCACGAGUGCAAGAACGCCGACCGAAGCCUUUGUCAGACGCUCGCAGUCAGCGUGAUGCGUGUUCCGCAGCUCCUAGUUCUCGAGCCGAUGCUUCUCCUGCUCUGCCUGUGGAGCGCCCUCUUGCUCGGCAUCAUUUACCUGCUUUUCGGAGCGUAUGCUGUCGUUUUCGUCGAAGGACGCGGCUUCAACGUGUGGCAGACUGGACUGACGUUCCUCGGCAUCUUUGUGGGUAUGGCAUUCGGGCUGGCAUCCAUGCCAUAUUGGUCCCGUCUCUACCACAAAGCAUGCGAAAAGAACGGAGGCGUCGCACCUCCUGAAGCUCGUCUACCACCGGCGAUGCCUGGCGCAUUCCUCACGGUCAUUGGACUCUUCACGUUCUCUUUCGUCACCUCCCCGCACGUGCAUUGGAUCGCCCCGGUGAUUGCCGGUGCGCCUUUUGGUGCCGGACUCAUCCUUAUCUUCAUCUCAGUAUUCUCCUUCACGGCUGAUGCAUAUCGACCGGUCGCGGCUUCAGCGAUGGCAUGCAACAGCGUCCUCCGCUCGUCCUUUGCUGCCGCCUUUCCGCUGUUUUCGACCCAGAUGUAUCACCGCCUCGGGACCAUGGGCGCCACGUGCUUGCUCGCAGGGCUGAAUGUGCUAAUGAUCCCGGUGCCAUUCUUGUUUUAUCGCUACGGCGCAGCCAUCCGAGCUAGAAGUCGGUUCACACUCUCGUAA
Molecule: messenger RNA, 1329 nt
Organism: Tilletiaria anomala UBC 951
Lineage: Eukaryota; Fungi; Basidiomycota; Exobasidiomycetes; Georgefischeriales; Tilletiariaceae
Product: MFS general substrate transporter
Exons: 11
Coding region: 1-1329 (442 amino acids)
Biological process (GO): transmembrane transport
Cellular component (GO): membrane
Molecular function (GO): transmembrane transporter activity
Source: RefSeq, a predicted model, not a curated record